Molecule: messenger RNA, 1194 nt
Organism: Colletotrichum aenigma
Lineage: Eukaryota; Fungi; Ascomycota; Sordariomycetes; Glomerellales; Glomerellaceae
Gene: PbP450-1-0
Product: Cytochrome P450 monooxygenase 1
Exons: 6
Coding region: 1-1194 (397 amino acids)
Molecular function (GO): monooxygenase activity; oxidoreductase activity, acting on paired donors, with incorporation or reduction of molecular oxygen; iron ion binding
Source: RefSeq, a predicted model, not a curated record
AUGGGACUUCAACAUAGCUUCUGGACCGCAAUCGCGGCAUGCGCUGCCCUCAUGACAAUUUACACAGUAUCAUGUAUUUUCUACAACUUGUUCCUCCAUCCGCUUCGGCACUAUCCAGGGCCAAUUUCUAUGAGAGCGACAAGAUGGACCUACUGUUACAGACUCAUCCGAGGCGCUCUUCCCAUGGACGUCUUAGAGCUUCACAAAACGUACGGAGACGUGGUCCGAGUCGCCCCCGACGAACUAGCCUACUGUAACGUCAAUGCCUGGAAAGACAUCAUGGGUCACCGUUCCGCAGGCUCGCCAAGUUUCGAGAAGGCGAUGAAAUUCUAUCGCCCUACGGGCGAGCAGUCUAUCAAUAUCGUCAACACCAACGGCGCAGAGCACGCGAUGUUGAGGCGACAGCUCUCCCACGGUUUCAGUGAACGCAGUCUGCGGGACCAGCAGCCUCUGAUCAUGAAGGCUAAGUUGGAGAGGCGCAUGGAGCUUGGCAAAAAGGAAGGUGGCAGACCUGAUUUGAUCGAGGGCUUGUUGAAGCAGAAGGAAAAAUUGAACAUUUCGUUCGAGACACUCGUGGCAAACAGCAAUACGCUCAUCAUCGGGGGUUCUGAGACGACAGCGACGUUGCUGGGCGGAGUCACCUACUAUCUCUUGAUGAACAGGCACUGUCUGAAGAAGCUGGCGGACGAAGUGCGAACUGCGUUCAAGACCGAAGAGGAGAUAGAUUUGGUUUCUGUUAACAAGCUGACCUACAUGCUGGCCUGCCUGAACGAGGCGCUUAGAGUCUACCCUCCAGUCUCCAUGGGCCUUCCGAGAGUCACGCCUAAGGGUGGAGCAACGAUUUGCGGCAAGUUUGUCUCCGAGGACACUAUUGUGUCGAUUCACCAGUGGGCCAUUAAUCAUAACGAGAAGUACUUCAAAGACCCGUACGGAUUCCACCCCGAGAGGUUUAUGGGAGAGGAUGAGUUCGCGUCCGAUAACAGAGAAGCCUUCCAACCUUUCCAUAUUGGGUCACGAAAUUGCUUGGGGCGCAACCUGGCCUACGUUGAAAUGAGACUCAUUCUAGCUCGCCUCAUUUGGAACUUUGACGUCCAGAUCGACGAGGCUUGCAUGGAUUGGGCUGAGAAGCAGCAAAUCUUCAUUUUGUGGGAUAAAGGCCCCUUGGAGGCGCACUUGACACCGGUAGUGAGAUAG